AUAUUAUAGCUGCAGCACCCAGGAAUAGACGUUCCUAGGAAGGCUGAGAAGUGUGAUCCCCCUGUAGCUUUUUGAGGCUGACCGAGAGGUACUUUCCAUGGCCUCGCCAAACUCGCCCAAGCCGGGUUCUGCCUGCCCUACCAGUACCUGUCAGCUGCCUCUGGAGACCCCCGGGCUCAUAAUUCCUGGUAGGCCGUCUUCUUCAACUUGACAGCCUCCCUCACCUCUGAUGUCUACCAUUGGGUACAGGGGUUACCACCACGACUGGCACUAACCACCCUGCAGCCACAGCUCCGUACGGCCACCUCCACAAUGGAGGUCUGGAACAAUGUCCAUUCAGACUCAAUGUCCCAAACCUUCCCCAGUUUUGCCCGAGGUGCGAGUUGAAGAUCUGGCGAACAGGAGCCUCUGCCAGGCAUUACCAGCAGACCCUCACUAUACGCAGACCAGCUUCCUCCCCUGCCACCGGAGCCAACUCAUUACCAGGUGGUGAUUAUUUCACAGCUCUGCCCCUCUCUUCACCUGAGUGUCCAAGACAGAAGGCUGCAGAUCAGCUGAUAUGAUUAUAAAAUCGAUCAUUGACCUGUAGCCCUGGGUAUAUUAGUACCAUGUCCACUUAUGAACACCCUUAUGCUUGAACAUAGUGUUUGUUAUGGACAAAUCAUACCUUGCAUAGAAGUCCAACAACAGAUCACAACUCUGGUUCGGAUCAGAGAGUCCAUUUCUCCCAAUCACCCCCCUAUAGGCCACACUGGCACUGCCCACGUGAGCAUAGAAAUCCCCCAGCAGAACUAUGGAAUCCGCUUGUGGUGUCCUAACCAGCACACCACUCAGGAAGUCCAAGAAGGCUGGGUACUCCGAACUGUCAUUCGGCGCUUAGGCGCAAAUGAGUCAGAGACCUCUCCCUCACCCAAAGGCGCAGGGAGACAGUCCUAUUGUUCACCAGGGUAAACUCCGAUGUUAAUGCACCGAGCUGUGGGGCCACCAGUAGCCCUACCCCAGCCCGGCAUCACUCACCUGCCGCAACUCCAGACGAAAAGUGUAUCCAGCCACUCUCCAAGAGAUUGGAUCCAGAGCCCAUGCUAUGUGUUGAGAGGAGCCCAACUAUAUCUAGUCGGUAUCUCUCAGCCUCACGCACAAGCUCAGGCUCCUUCCACAUGAGAGAGGUGACAUUCCAUGUCACAAAAGCCAAUUUAGUCAGCAGGGGAUCGGUCCACUAGGGUCUCCCUUGGCUUCCACUUGAUCCACAUCGCACCAAACCCAUGACAUUGCCCUUGCGGGGGGUAGGCCCACCUGGGGACGGUCCUGUGCACCUCUUUUGGGCUGGCCCCCCAUCCUGGGUUGUUCCCUGCCUUGUGCCCAUUGGUUCCAGGAUAGGCUCCGGACCCCCCGCGACCCAGUAGGAUAAGCGGUUUGGAAAAUGGAUGGAUGGAUGGAUUCAACAGCAAUGUCUCUUACCAGGACUCAAGAUAAUUCACAGACUUUGUACAACAGAAGAAAGAUAACAAAGAUGAUCCUUUCUGUGGAAAGUGGUAUUUGUCCACGUCAAAGUGACAUUAAACAGUUCCAGUUGGGAACCACUCACAAACUCUCCUGCAGACAGGACAUUGUCUUCACUAUCGGUCAGAAAGUGGAAGUGAAUUGGUUAAAGGACUGUAACCCAUUAGGUAGACAUGAUCAAAAAAUCCUAAUACGUAACAUCACAGAGAAGAGUGCUGGAAAAUACACAUGUCAGAUAAAUUUUAUUUAUGAGAAUAGGAACUACACGGCAUCACGGACAACCCUACUGAAAGUUAAGAAUGAAGCAGUACUGCUGCCACCUAAAGUGAUGCAACCUCGAAAUGAAAUUGUGGCAGUGAAACCAGGUUUGAAAGCAGAGUUAGAAUGUAAAGCAUUCAUUGGAUUAAGUGAAAAGGCAAAGACUGAGACUGUAAUCUAUUGGAUGUUCAACUACACCUUUAUUGACCAAUACCAGGAUCUGAGUGAACAUCUGGAAUUCCUGGUUUCCAGGGUGAAACAAGGGAAUUCCAAGAUGUAUAGUGUGUCCAAAUUGUCUAUUGCUGAAGUUCGGAAGGAGUUUUUCCAUGUGCCUUUCCGCUGCAUCGUUUAUAACUCUGUCGGGCGUGAUGUGGGACUGAUACAACUGACUCCAGCCAAUGACAGAACCUUUUAUAUCCAUGUUUUAAUCUUUGUGGUUAUACCCAUGGCUGUCGUCUUGCUGGUAUACCGUUUCUUCAAGGUUGACUUGGUAUUGGGCUUCCGAGGUAUGCAGCAAGUUUUCUGCCCCAAUUUACUUUCAGAUGGAAAACUCUACGAUGCUUAUGUGUGUUAUCUUCAUCACAACAACCUGUUUUCUUCUCAUGCUGAGAACUUCGUCAUGCACAUCCUGCCUGAGGUGCUAGAAGGACUGCAUGGAUACAAACUCUUCAUUAGAGGACGAGACAAUUUGCCUGGAGAGGCAAUCCAUGACAUCAUUGAAGACACUGUUAGGAAAAGCAGGAGAAUGAUCAUUGUUGUUUCAACGAUAAGCCCAAAUGAUCUGGACCAAAAUGAACGACUAAACCAGUUCCAGGAUGUAUAUGAACAGCAAAUUGGCCUUUAUGAUGCUCUGAUCAAGGACACACUCCAAGUCAUUCUGUUGGAGAUGGAUGAAAACAUUAACUACUCUCUUCUCCCAGAGUCAGUGAAGUAUGUAAAGCAGAAGCAGGGUGCUUUAAGGUGGAAACCAUGCAGAGGGGAUUCAACAGCUCUUCCUAACCGCCGAUUCUGGAAGGUCCUGAGAUACCAUAUGUCUGAAACAAGGUCACGAUCUAUAAUGGAACCGAUCUUACCAACUACCAAACACCCUCAGGCAGAAACCAAACCAAUAAUGCACACUGUUUAAUGCACACUGACUGCAUACUAUUUUGGAAAGUUAAAUCCUUAUUCCUACUCAUGUAAAUAGAACAUUAUACCGCUUUGCCAAAGUUCUGCAUGUAAGAAGAAUUACCAUCUUAUUCAUUUAGAGACUUGGACCACAUUCCUUUUUUGUUAUUUACUUUUUUUUUAAAAAAGUACCACAUGUUCUCAAAAACAAUAAAGUUCUCAUCUGGGU
Messenger RNA from Brienomyrus brachyistius, 3094 nucleotides. Its product is annotated as interleukin-1 receptor type 1-like. The record is from RefSeq and is a predicted model, not a curated record. Gene Ontology annotation, biological process: signal transduction. The transcript is spliced from 10 exons. Gene Ontology annotation, molecular function: interleukin-1 receptor activity. Bases 1421 to 2884 code for a protein of 487 amino acids. Lineage: Eukaryota; Metazoa; Chordata; Actinopteri; Osteoglossiformes; Mormyridae.